CCGAAUUCUAGUAAAUAGCCUUUUCUUUGUUUUAUUAGGAUGGACAAGGUUACCUGGAGGACUUGGUUAAAGAUAUUGUACAUUGGCUUAACUCUUCAUCUGGAAUGAAACCUGAGCGUAGUCUUCAGAAUAAUGGGUUACUGAAUACCCUUAGCCAGCACUACUUCUUAUUUUUUGGUACUCUUUCUUGUCAUCCUCAUGGAGUGAAAAUGCUUGAAAAAUGCAAUGUAUUUCAGUGUCUUCUUAAUCUUUGUUCUCUGAAGAACCAGGAUCACUUGUUAAAACUGACUGUUUCUAGUUUGGAUUACAGCAGAGAUGGGCUAGCAAGAGUCAUCCUUUCUAAAAUCCUGACAGCAGCUACUGAUAGCUGCAGGUUGUAUGCCACGAAACACUUACGAGUGUUACUGAGAGCGAAUGUAGAGUUCUUCAGCAACUGGGGGAUUGAGUUACUGGUGACCCAGUUACAUGAUAAAAAUAAAACUAUUUCUUCUGAGGCACUUGAUAUUCUAGAUGAGGCAUGUGAAGACAAGGCCAACCUUCAUGCCCUUAUCCAAAUGAAACCAGCUCUUUCUCAUCUUGGAGACAAGGGUUUGCUUCUACUUCUAAGAUUUCUGUCCAUCCCAAAGGGGUUUUCAUACCUAAAUGAAAGAGGUUAUGUAACAAAACAAAUGGAAAAGUGGCAAAAGGAAUAUAACUUAAAGUAUGUUGAAUUGAUCGAAGAACAGCUAAAUGAAGCACUUACAACAUACCGCAAACCUGUUGAUGGUGAUAACUAUGUUCGUAGGAGCAACCAAAGAUUACAGCGACCGCACGUCUACCUGCCAGUUCACCUUUAUGGCCAACUGGUGCACCAUAAAACAGGCUGCCAUUUAUUGGAGUCUCAGAGUAUUGUUACAGAUCUGAGUUACACUGUUCGUUCCCCAAUGCUGGAUAAGUGGGAAGGAAUUAAGCAGCUGAAAGCAGCCCUUUGGGCUUUGGGCAAUAUUGGAUCAUCAAAUUGGGGUCUUAACUUGCUUCAAGAGGAGAAUGUAAUUCCUGAUAUAAUGGCGCUUGCCCAACAUUGUGAAGUUCUCUCUGUUAGAGGAACCUGUGUCUACGUGCUUGGUCUAAUAGCAAAAACUAAACAAGGAUGUGACAUUUUGAAGCAUCACAACUGGGAUGCAGUGAGACACAGUCGUAGACAGCCUUGGCCAGUGGUCCCUGAUGAUAUGGAGCAGCUCUGCAAUGAACUUUCUUCUAUACCCAGCACUCUUAGCUUGAACUCUGAGUCCACCAGUUCUAGGCACAACAGUGAAAGCGAAUCUGCCCCUUCGAGUAUGUUCAUCAUGGAGGAUGACCGUUUUGGUAGUACUUCCACUAGCACAUUCUUCCUAGAUAUUACUGAAGAUGCAGAACAAAUAUUUUAUGACAGACCUGGACCUUCAAAGGACAAAGACCGUAGUCCCUUUCCUUUUUUUUCUUCUAGUAGGCUUGUGAAAAACCGCAUUCUAAACUCUCUUACUCUCCCUAAUAAAAAACACAGAAGUAGCAGUGAUCCAAAAGCAGGAAAGCUGGCAUCAUCUGACAGUAAAUCAGUCCUGAGGCGAAAUCGUACAGUAACAGAACCUUCUGGUAGCAUAGAGUUUCCUGCUGGGGAAGAAUUAAACCCUGUUUUCAGAGUUCCUAAAAUACAGACUUUACGAUUAGAAACUUCUUUUGUUGGAAGUAAGCAUAUGGAAGAUACUGAUAGUACCCCAAGUAUUGGAGAAAAUGAUCUGAAGCUGCCAAAAGGUCUUGGAAAUGAAAUUCACCGUGAAAACACAAGCAGAGAAAAGCUAAUAGGAGACGGUACUACACAAACACAUUUCAAGAGUCGUAGCUUAAGUUUUAAUACAGAUACCACAACAAGUGGCAUAAGUUCAAUGAGCUCUAGCCCUUCAAGAGAGACUGUAGGUGUGGACACUACAAAUGUAGAUACUGACUGUGGAAGUUUGAGUACUGUGGUAAGCACAAAAACAGUUAAACCAAGUCUCUGUUCAACACCACAGUCUAACCACCUGCCUCUCUCAAAGUCCAACUCUGUAUCUCUGGUGCCACCAGGCUCUUCUCAUACACUUCCUCGAAGAGCCCAGUCUCUUAAAGCUCCAUCUCUUGCUACAAUAAAAAGUCUUGCUGACUAUAAUUUUAGCUACACAAGUUCUCGAGAUGCCUUUGGCUAUGCUACACUAAAACGCUUACAACAGCAGCGGAUGCAUCCUUCACUGUCUCACUCAGAAGCCCUGGCAUCUCCAGCAAAGGACGUGCUGUUCACUGACACUAUUACCAUGAAGUCUGGCAGCCUAGAUUCUCGGCUAACCCCAAGUCGGUUCAUGAAAGCUUUAAGUUAUGCUUCAUUAGAUAAAGAAGAUCUGUUAAGUCCUAUUAACCAAAACACACUUCAGCGUUCCUCUUCCGUUCGCUCGAUGGUUUCUAAUGCUACGUAUGGUAGCUCUGAUGAUUACAUUGGCCUUGCUCUCCCAGUGGAUAUCAAUGAAAUAUUUCAGGUAAAGGAAACUCCGUAUUUCCAGAAGAAAACCACACCUCCAUUUGAUGAUCAUGGGACUAAGGUCUUUGCACCUGAUGCAGGAGGUCUUCCAUCAGGUACAAGUGAUGUUGUCAAAAGCCCUUUUCAGAUGCUCCGACAGCAGAUCAGUCUCACAGAAAUAAUGAAUACCAGCCGUUCAGAUGCCUCCCAGUUUUUAGAAGGUACAGAGGAUACAGGGCUGCAGGAGCACACAGAUGAGAACUGCCUUUACUGUGUCUGUGUUCAAAUACUGGGUUAUCAGCCUAGCAGUAAAGUGAACUCUUCAUAUGGUCGUACAGAUUUUUCAGACAUUCCAUAUACUGACUGGUGUGGGCAGACCAUACACAAUCACUUAGAUGUGCAUUCCUCCAAAUUUUCUGGAAUUUCAGGCUGUAGUGAUGCAGUAUCCCAUGGUUCAGCUAGCAGCACCAAGAGUACAGAACUUAUGCUAGGAGUAAAAUCAAUCCCGGAUGAUACACCAGUGUGCAGAAUACUUCUGCGGAAGGAAGUCUUACGUUUAGUCAUCAAUUUGAGUAGUUCAGUAGGAACUAAGGGCCAUGAAACUGGACUGCUGACAAUUAAGGAGAAGUAUCCCCAAGCAUUUGAUGACAUAUGCCUUUACUCUGAGGUAUCCUACUUGUUAGCACAUUGUACAUUUCGGCUUCCAUCUAGAAGGUUCAUUCAGGAGCUGUUUCAAGAUGUACAGUUCUUACAAAUGCAUGAAGAAGCAGAGGCUAUUUUAGCAACACCAACAAAGCCUCCAGUGAUCGAUACAUCAGCUGAAUCCUGACCUCUGUCUCAUGCAGUGCAUUGCAUAUAGACUUUCUGAAAUCCUCAGACAGCCUCUGACUGACUGGAUAAAAGGCUUCAAGUAUCAUCUGCUACACCAUUCCAGAAGCUGCUGGUACCUGAAGAAUGAACUGAAAACUUUCUUCCUCAACCAAUUACUGUCCAAGUCUUUUGAGCCCUUUGGGGAUUUAUUAAACAUUACCAUAGUUUUAAUAAUAGUAAUUAUCAGUAUAUGCAAGAGCCAAGCACUGAACACCUCCACAAUUUUUCAUUUCAUUGGAAAAAACAAACAAACAAAUAGGACAACAUGCAGAGACAUCUUUUUUUGACUGACUUUCAAUUCUGUUCCAGAGAAGUAGAAUGAUGCCUUGCUUUUUAAAUGCUGGAUACCAGGAAUCAGAGAGAGAUAUGAGGGUGCGUUCCGUUGCCAGCAAUGGGGAUCUGUGCUGUAAUCUUGGAGACUAGGGGAUUAAUGUUAGUGUUAGCCUUUCUCUGUUUGUUUUUUGUACUGUUUAUAACACUACUUGGAGGUUUGUAACUUCAGACAAAAAGAAAAGCCUCAGUGACACUGAGGUUUCCUUUUAAGUUAUUUUAAUAUUGCUAUAGUUCUAAGUCAUUUUAUUAGCAGUCUCUCCAAUUUCAUGACAUUUACAUACAUGUAUCUUAUCUGAACCAGUUAAGGACUUUCACUACAGUUUAAUUUUUAAAAAUAACAAAUCAUUUAAACUUAAAAUGCUGAAAUCAGAUUGUUCUCCCUGAAUGAUAUGCAUGUGUUUGCAGUUUCUACAUUCAUGCUCAUAUAGUACGAAUGUUGGUCUUACUCUUAACCAAAAUCCUUUAAAAAGCAUGAUUUGUAUCAGAUAAAUGAAUAUUGUAUAAAGUAAACUUGAAGACAUUUAAUCAUUGCUGCUUUUUGUGAGAAGACAUAAUAUGAGUGUUUUCAAAGUUCCAUGGAAACAGCCUUUUAUAAAAACAAAGAUUUAUUUGGAUUUUCAAUGGAUGAGUGAUCGGGCAUCAGACAGUACUAAUAAUUGUAGUGAAAAGCCUUACGUACCAAAUUUUGGAGCAGCAGUAAUUUUAUACUGGUAUUUAGGACUUGUUGCAAAAGUUAAAUGAGACAGUGACUGUUGAUGACUGAAAUAGUUGCCUCAAUCUUGUUGCUGGUGAGGUUUCUAAAUUAAUGAGUGCAAGUUGUAAAAAAAGAA
Molecule: messenger RNA, 4536 nt
Organism: Neopsephotus bourkii (Bourke's parrot)
Lineage: Eukaryota; Metazoa; Chordata; Aves; Psittaciformes; Psittacidae
Product: rapamycin-insensitive companion of mTOR-like
Exons: 18
Coding region: 105-3332 (1075 amino acids)
Biological process (GO): positive regulation of phosphatidylinositol 3-kinase/protein kinase B signal transduction; TORC2 signaling
Cellular component (GO): TORC2 complex
Molecular function (GO): protein serine/threonine kinase activator activity
Source: RefSeq, a predicted model, not a curated record